GGGAACCGGAGUCCCCGAAGAGAGUAGCACCGUAGCAGAGACAAUUUCUCUCUCUCUCGAACUUUCAUUUUAAAUGUUAGCAUCCGACACGUUGCUGGUAUAUAUUCAUAUCAACACGAUACUUUUCGCAACACGUGUUAUCGAACUGCCCUCCUCUUCCUUCUUGUUAUAGUCCCCGGCACUAUUUUAACAAUACCUCCUACUCUCAGCGCGAGAAAAAAGCUUCGCUAGUAUCUAGAGAGAGAAUAUUGCAUGUAUAGAGAGAAAGAGAGAGUUGAUCAUCGGAGAAAGAAGUCCUUCACCGGCAAUCAGUAAUCGGAAUCGCAAGGUACCGGCGUAAUGGUGGCUGAAAGUUCGCCGGGACGGCUUCCCGCCGGCUGGACGCUGCAAGUCCAUAUCAAGAAUGGUCGCAGAGUUACGUGUUACUCCAAUGUGGAAACUGGGCAGAAGUUCUAUUCCGAGAAUGAUGUCAUUCGCUAUGUUAAAAUGGGAAAUGUUUGCACACCUAAAGCAAUAUGUAAGAAGAACCAGAGACGCUCGGAAAAGAAACCUACGCCAGGUUACUCCAAUGUGGAAACGGAGCAGAAGUUCUAUUCCAAGAAUGACGUCAUUCACAAUGUUAAAAUGGGAAAUGUGUGCACACCUAAACCAGUAUCUAAGCAGAACAAGAGACGCUCAGAAAAGAAACCUACGCCACUUGCAGUGAAAACAAAUGGCUUUCCUGAAUGGUUACCCAAUGGUUGGAUCAUGGAGGUGAAGACUCGAGAGAGAGGUUCGCGAAUUGGAACGAAGUACAAGUGUUUCAUUGAUCCUGUAACUAAAUGCAAAUUCUAUUCCAAGCCAGCGGUGUACCAAUAUCUCAAAACUAUAAAGUGCAGCAGUGGCGCAUCCGAACAGAAGGAAAUAGACGUUCACUCUGCUAGCAAUCAUUACAUAGAUCAGUCUGCUGGAGGUAAAUCAUCUUUGAAUGCAAAGGGGUCCCAAAAUCUCAAAUCUGUUACGGGUGAGAGUUGUGCAUCCGAAGAGAAUAAAAUUGUCGUUGAGAGGGUUACAGUUGACGGAUUACCACCAGGGUGGAUAAAAGAAAUCAAAAUUCAAAAGAAGGCAAAUGGGAUCAGAAAAGACCCGUAUUACACAGAUCCUGUGAGCGGAUAUAUAUUCCGCUCCAAACCAGAUGUUUUGCGCUUUCUGGAAACUGGGGACAUUAGUACUUGUGCAAUAAAACCAAGGAAAAGAGCCAUCAAUGAUCUGGAGUUAUUAAAUGACAAGAUCUCGCAUUGCAUUGAUCAGUCUGCUGGAGGCGAAUCAUCUUUGAAUGUAGAGGUGUCCCAAAAUCUAAAAUCUCCAACAGGCAAGAGUCAUGCAUCCAAAAAGAAGAAAAUUGUGGUUGAGAGAGUUACAGCUGACGGAUUACCACCAGGGUGGAUAAAAGAAUUCAAAAUUCAAAAGAAGGCAAAUGGGAUCAGAAGAGACCCGUUUUACACAGAUCCUGUAAGCGGAUAUAUAUUCCGCUCCAAACCGGAUGUUUUGCGCUUUCUGAAAACUGGAGACAUCAGUACUUGUGCAAUCAAACCAAGGAAAAGUGCCAUCAAUGAUCUGGAGUUAUUAAAUGACAAUAUCUCGUCUCAAUCGGCAAGUAAUGGGCAGAAGGAUACAACCAGAAGAAGACUUUUUUCAGGUAAAGGAAGUGGUGAUAUGAGCAACUCAGUAGAUCCAGAUACUGAGGGCUCAAACAAAAUGCAAGGCAAGAGUGGUUAUGCUUAUUCUAUGGCUACCUCAAGUCUUACGCAGGAGAUUCUUGAAGAAAAACAAUUACAUGAUGAUGUGAUUGAGAAGACUGCUGAAAGUAAGGAAAGCUCUGUUCCAAGCAGCUCAGCACUGCCACAAACCAAAGGCUCGAAUAGAAACCAUGGCAAGAGGCCUUUUGCUGAAAAUGGGCCUGCUUCUACCCCUGCUACUGACAUCCUACAAGAGGUGAAAUUACCACAGAAUGGGAUGGAAAAACUCAGCAAGAGGAAAAAUCAGAUUGACAUAAGCAGACGCAAGAGGAAAAUUGCACUUAACUCGUCUUGUCGGUCUUCGAAACGUCUUGCAGGGCUGAAACCCUACCAGGCGCCUGAUUUGGGGUUAGGCGAACCAGUUUUUCAAGCUGUUGGUAGCGACUCUAAAAUAAGUAAAGUUGAUCCAUCAUUGGUUUCAGCCUUGGAUGGUUUGGCCAUUAGCAUGCCCCAGCAGCUUGAGGCUGAGCUACGGACGAAAAUUUCACAUCAUGCUUCCAUAGGCACAGAAGCUCCAUCAAAUAUAGAGCCAUCUAACAAGAAUGAGAAGCCUCUAGAAGGUCAAGCUGCUCUAGAACAGCAACCAGGAAGGCAAGAAGCUGAUAAGAAAUAUGAUCUGGACCUAGAAUCAGAACUCUUCUCCACUUUUGGGAAUUCUUGGCCAGAUCCGUGCCUAGAAUUUGCAUUCAAGACUCUUACAGGGGAAAUACCUAUCGAGGAUAAUCUGACAAUUCAAGGUUAUUUCGACCAAGAAAUUAACGCUUCUCCUACUCAGGGUGCUGAUUGCUCAAGACUGCCAGACUUUAGCUCACCCGGUUCUUUCCAAAACGAUUUUUCAUCCUAUAUUGAUGCACUGGAUAAACCUAGGCGCGUUCAGCAGUUACCAGUGGAUAAUACACUCCUAACUCAUGGAAAUGUCAGUUUACCAAGUUGCAGUAAUCUUGGUCCUCAGCUACCAACCUUGGAGGCAAACAAGUAAAUAUCAAGCAAGAUAAACUAGUAAAAGGAGAAAUGCCUAGCUUUUUGCACCAAAAGUUCGGUACCUGAGGCUGAAGGUCAGUUUUUGGAUAGGAAUGCUUGUUUUGAACACUAGGUUAUGUAGGAUUAAACUCAACCUAUAUGAAUAUAUUUUUUGGACCAGUGCCUUUGUUAUGCUAGCUAUUUCCGUCUCCUGUGAAUAGUUGUUGAACUAUGAUAAUGUCAAGACCUUGAAGCCUUUUUGUUUA
Molecule: messenger RNA, 3004 nt
Organism: Cornus florida
Lineage: Eukaryota; Viridiplantae; Streptophyta; Magnoliopsida; Cornales; Cornaceae
Exons: 13
Coding region: 340-2757 (805 amino acids)
Molecular function (GO): DNA binding
Source: RefSeq, a predicted model, not a curated record